Messenger RNA from Phycomyces blakesleeanus NRRL 1555(-), 1038 nucleotides. RefSeq lists its product as hypothetical. The record is from RefSeq and is a predicted model, not a curated record. The coding region runs from base 1 to 1038 and encodes 345 amino acids. NCBI's taxonomy places the organism in Eukaryota, Fungi, Mucoromycota, Mucoromycetes, Mucorales, Phycomycetaceae. The transcript has 2 exons. Gene Ontology annotation, molecular function: phosphatidylinositol binding. Gene Ontology annotation, cellular component: intracellular membrane-bounded organelle.
AUGACAGAACACAUUCAAGCAAUCUUCAUACGAGAAUCCGAAACCCGCUCUCAACCCAAACCCCACACGGUCUACAAGAUCGAAGUACACGCCGCUGUGCGGAACUGGAUCGUAUGGAAGCGUUACUCCGAGUUUGCAAAGCUAAACAGCCGAUUCCUGACCAUAUUCCCAAAAAACCGGCCUCCUGUUCCUCUGCCUUCCAAACACAUCUUUCCGUCGACCUUUUCUGACCCUGACCGGAUUGAAGAUCGCCGUCGAGGAUUAGAAGAUUACCUUCGGGGCAUGCUCAGCAGCCGAGAUGAUCGCUGGCGCCAGACGGAGCUCUGGAAGGAGUUUCUGGCCAUCCCGACCGGGCGUCAACUGGAUGGCCAGGCCCACUACACUUCGGAAUCCUGGUUAGAUGAAUACAAUGCGAUGAACAGCACGGCUCGGGAGAUUAGAUCUCUUAUCAACAAACGUGCGACCCAUAUGGGCAGAGACGAGAUCUCGGCCUCGCACAACUGCACCAUGCAGGCCAAAAAACUGCUCAUCACCCUGUCGUCGCGCACGUCUGCUCUCGAGAGCGGCCUGACUGGCCUGGCAAACGGCUCGUUCUUCCAGGGGCUCAUGUCAGACGGAGAGUUGCGCCGGCGCCAGGAUAUGCUGAGUACCCUCAAAGACGAGCGCGACACCCUGAUGAGAUUAGUGAACACCGGAAGACAGGAACAGGAGUUGCUCUACAACAAACCUACCUCGCAGAGUCCCACAGCUGCAUUACAGCAACAAAAACAGCAACAACAACAACGUGCAAAGGAGACCGAAUGGACGCGUGGACUGGAUAACGGCGGUCUGUUGACACAGCAGCAGCAGCUGAUGGAGGACCAGGACCAGCAGGUAGAACAGUUUAGCUCUAUCCUUUCCAGACAGCGGCAGUUGGGUAUUGCGAUUGGAGACGAGUUGGAGACACAGAGCCAGAUACUUGAUGAGCUAGAUGGAGAUGUGGGUCGAACACAGACCAAACUUAAAUUUGCAUCCAAGAAGUUGGGAAAGAUUAAAUAA